This is a messenger RNA of Oncorhynchus mykiss (rainbow trout), 3722 nucleotides long. RefSeq names its product KRas proto-oncogene, GTPase. Gene Ontology annotation, biological process: signal transduction. Gene Ontology annotation, molecular function: GTPase activity; GTP binding. The record is from RefSeq and is a predicted model, not a curated record. NCBI's taxonomy places the organism in Eukaryota, Metazoa, Chordata, Actinopteri, Salmoniformes, Salmonidae. Gene Ontology annotation, cellular component: membrane.
UUGAAAUCCCCUGCUUUGCUUUCUGGGUAAACUGUACGACGCUGCACCCGGUAUCCGCCCAUAUUCGCGUCAGGCCAACCUCAGCUGAAUCGAGAGUAGCAGGCCAAACGCUGUAUCAAAUGGAAAGUUAAAUCGAUUAAUGUCCUUACUUUUGUCUGCUUUUUUAAAAGAAUAUACAUUUACACAAAUGCGGCCGUUUCAGUGUAAAGUAGGAAAUGCAGAGAUCGUGUGAAAAAGGAGGAUUAUCUGCUUGACUUCUUAUUUGGUCGCUACUUCGGACGCGGAACUCCACACGCUAUAGGUGAACGAUGACCGAAUACAAGCUGGUGGUGGUGGGGGCAGGAGGUGUGGGCAAGAGCGCGCUCACCAUCCAGCUCAUCCAGAAUCACUUUGUGGAUGAAUAUGACCCCACCAUCGAGGACUCAUACAGGAAGCAGGUGGUGAUUGACGGGGAGACGUGUCUGCUGGACAUCCUGGACACUGCAGGUCAGGAGGAGUACAGCGCCAUGAGGGACCAGUACAUGAGGACAGGGGAGGGCUUCCUCUGUGUCUUUGCCAUCAACAACACAAAGUCCUUCGAGGACAUCCACCACUAUAGAGAGCAGAUCAAGCGGGUGAAAGACUCGGAAGACGUGCCCAUGGUGCUGGUGGGAAACAAGUGUGACCUGCCGUCCCGGACGGUGGACACCAAACAGGCUCAGGACUUGGCGCGCAGCUAUGGCAUCCCCUUCAUCGAGACCUCGGCCAAAACCAGACAGAGAGUGGAGGAUGCCUUUUACAGUCUGGUACGGGAGAUCAGGCUGUACCGGCUGAAAAAGCUCAGCAAGGAAGAAAAGACCCCGCGCUGCGUCAAGCUUAAAAAGUGUGUUGUGAUGUGAAAGGGGGUGUCGAUGAUGCAUUUUACACAUUAGUGCGGGAAAUCCGAAAACACAAGGAGAAGAUGAGCAAGGAGGGCAAGAAGAAGAAAAAGAAGUCCAAGACAAAGUGUAUACUCAUGUGAAUAAUGACCAGCCCCCUUUUCAAGAUAGACAAAAAAAAAUGUGUUAAAACAGUUCAAGUAAUACAUUUUUGUACAUUACGCUAAAUUAUUAGCCUCUUUAUCUUAGCACCCAAAAUACUGAAUAUGGAAAUGAACCCUAUUUUUCUGCCCUUUUCUCUUAUUUUGAAACCAAUAAGCUUUACUUUCUGUUUAGUGCCAGUUGCCCAGAAGUGUUGGUCCAAUAGGUUGAUUAUCAAUUAGGAGAUGGUAGACAGUAAAACGAAAGGACUUUAUUCAACAGCCAAGUUCAUAACUGUAGGAAAUUUUGGACAACAGAAAAAGCAAGCCUAAAAAGCUUAUUUUCCCUCUGCUGGAGAGCAUGAGAUGCUCUUAACAGUAAGGGGUGCCAAAUAGUUGAAUCCCAUUCCAUUGGACAAGGAGUAACAACUGGGAGGCAGGACCAACACUUGAUUGGGGGAAAUUCCAAAUGUCCCGGCCACUGUGUGUAAUAAUGCCCAUCCUCCGACUUUAAACUCCUAGAUAUGAUUCAAUAAUGUCAUGCUGUACUUGAAGCAUGCAUGUGAACUUUACUACUGUAUCUAGUUAAAAAAAAUGUCCUGGUUAGCCAUUUUAAUUAAGUUGUAAUCUGUUAAUGCUUUUUUGUCAUUUGGGGGUAGUGAUUUCCUGCCUACAGGACUUUCAUUUUUGCAUGCAAUGUGUUCUUACUAGUCAAUGGGGAAUGGCACAGUGAUACUAAUACUGUACGAUACUGAUACAGCCACUAGGGCCAGGAACGAGGAGCUCCUGUCCAGUUGGGCCACAUAGGCUUUUAUAGUGUUUCGGGCCUCAAGUCAAUCUAUAUUCACCAUACCUGAUCAGAUCUUUUGGGUAGAAACCAGUUGUUAAAUGGUGGGAAACCUUUUCAACAACUGAAACGCUCCAGGUGGCAGGUAUGAAGCAAAAUAAUGUUUUUUUUUUUACAUAGGUAUCAGAACAGCAAGAUUCUCAGUAGUGUUGAAGAGGACAUGCAGCUCAUGUUGUGUUGCUCAGUGGCACCGCAUAUUGCUUAUACAAACGCCUCUACACAAUCCAGUGUCUCCUGUAGUUUUAUCAUGAACGUUUUAAAAGUUGAGUUAAUUGUUCAUCAAGAGAUCUUGUUUGCGUGAUGAAAUUCCCCUCAUCUCCUCAGGAUUGGUGUAUUUUGUGUCGUGUUCUGUGUUUUUGAAAGACAAACCUUUCCCAUUCAAGUGAUUUUACUGAAGUAACACAUUUUUACCUCUUAGUUAAUCAAUCAGUAAAUCAAGAUUGGGGCUUCCUUGUUACAGCGUAACAUCCAAAUUUGUUUUGAGUGCAAACAAGUAGCAGGCCUAAAUUAAGCCUAAACUUUAAACCAAGUAAUCUAAUGAUGUAUAUGUGUUAUUCAGGUGAACUGUCUUAAAGAAUAGUGAGUUACUGUAUUCAGAUGCGAGACAUAAGAUACCCCGUCAGAUUCUAACAGAAUAUGCCUUGCACAUUUCCCCAAGCCUCUGUACUUAUUGCUGCCAUAAACGUACUUUCCUAUUUUUGGAUUGGCUAGAUUAGGCAAAGAAAAUCUUAAAGGCCUUUUUUUGUUUUUUGUCCUACUACAGAUCUUCCUUUCUCUAUUUUUUGUUUUGUUUUACUUCUACAAAAGAUGCACCCCCGUAGAAUCGUUGUCAUGCAAAGAGUGUUCAAAAAUGUAUUGUUCAUAUAAAUUUCUCAUUCUUCCUCGUGAAGUUAGAUUUUUUGGGUUAGAGCUUGGGUGGGAAGGUGUUGAGUGGGUUUUGCUGGGCUGUGUUUCAAGUGAAAUGACUGGUCCAGUCCAAUAGUCUUUGUCAAAUGUAUUCCUUACAAAGGUUGUUGCUUCCUUGUGAUGUAACUGGAGCUGAUGUCUGUAAAUGAGGCAAUUACCAUUAAAUUCAUUUUUAGAGGGGAAAAAAGUGUUAAUUUAUAAAAACACGGAAAAGUUGUUUUUUCAGCGUUAUUUCACAACCUUAAAACCAGGGUUUUACCUUGAGGCUUCUUACACAUUGCCUUUUGUGCUUGCAUCGAGUGCUUCAGUCAGAUAGCCGCGGGAUACAUGUGAGCCCAGACUGCAUUAGGCUUCUUUGCCACGUCUGUUCAACUGCUACAAACUCUGCUGUUUGAGAGGAAUGAGAUUCUAAAGUGAAACAUAAUAUACAAUACAUUUAUUUAGGAUUUAUGCUUUUUUGGCCCAUUUUAUUACCUCCUUGUUCCUAAUGUUAGAUAUGAACUGUUAGCACAUUUUUGAUUAUGGGACGCCAUUUUGUUAACAAUACUGUAUCACAAAAAGUCAUUCUACCAAAAUGUUCCCCCUCCCUUUUAUUUUGCGUGCCAACUGCUGAUUUCUGAAAAAGAAGUAGCAUUUAUACCUGGAUCGUAUUUUAACAACCUUUUUGUAUAGUUGUUAUACUGAAAGGUGCACAUUUUGUAAAUUGUGCUUCAUUUCUUUGGUGUGUCUAAAUGAAUGUUGCUUUAAUGGAGUUUUCAGUACUAUCUCUUUUGUGUAUGAUGGGACUUGGGAGAGUGACUGGGUCCAGGUCUAGGGGAGUGAAUGAAUGACCACGGUUGAACACAUCCAUAGAGAGCUCUCUUUGGUCACUGUGUAGAGUGGUGAUCUGAUCCCAAAUCUGUCUUUUUUUUGUUGCCAUGAAUCUCACCACUCCUAUUUAAUGUGUAAUAAAGACAAAACAAUUAAGAGGAA